This is a messenger RNA of Populus trichocarpa (black cottonwood), 1234 nucleotides long. Its product is annotated as CBS domain-containing protein CBSX2, chloroplastic. Lineage: Eukaryota; Viridiplantae; Streptophyta; Magnoliopsida; Malpighiales; Salicaceae. The transcript has 8 exons. The record is from RefSeq and is a predicted model, not a curated record. The coding region runs from base 180 to 893 and encodes 237 amino acids.
CCUUUCACGGAACAGAGCUAUUUAACCCCCACCUCUCGCUGUAUCCACUCCGCUUCAAAUCUUACUUGAAAAUUCCUUAUUUUCAGAAAUUUAAUAAUACAUUCCAAAUAUUUUUUUUGCGGACAAAACUCAUUAGUUUGUUUAAUCACAACUAUAAUCUUCUGCUUCUGCUUUGCAUCAUGGCUUCUGUCGCAAACACAUUACUUUCUCUGCCCCCCUCACUCUGUUUUAAUUCUAAUUCUAAUUCUAAUAAUAAUCAGUCACCGCCACCUUCUCUUUUUGUUUCCAAGGCUCCCAGAUCAAAGCGUUGUCGUUUUCACUCCUCCGCGGGAUCACCUAACCGUUCUUCUGUAACCGUUUCCUUGUCUACUGUGGCAAACUCUGUUCCGGCGAGAAGUAAGAUCCAUACAGUUGGUGAUUUUAUGACCAAAAGAGAGGAUUUACAUGUGUUUAAAGCCAACACAACUGUUGAUGAAGCAUUGGAGGCUCUUGUGGAGAAGAGAAUAACGGGGUUUCCUGUCAUUGAUGAUAACUGGAAAUUGGUUGGUGUUGUUUCUGAUUAUGACCUGUUAGUGCUCGGUUCUAUUUCAGGCAGCUGUCAGAAUGACACAAACUUGUUUCCUAAUGUUGAUAGUUCUUGGAAGACUUUCAAUGAGUUACAGAAACUGCUAAUCAAGAACAACGGCAAAGUUGUUGGUGAUUUGAUGACACCCAAUCCUCUAGUCGUUUAUGAAACCACCAAUCUAGAGGAUGCUGUUAGGUUGCUGCUUGAAACAAAGUAUCGGCGACUCCCAGUGGUAGAUAACGAUGGAAAGCUGGUUGGAAUCAUUACUCGGGGAGACAUUGUUAGAGCUUCUCAACAGAUAAAAAGCUCCACCGAAAGAUCAACAUGAAUUCCUGUAUCAUUGAAGGAUUAUGAUUUCUGGAGUCUACAUUGAUAUUGCAGCUCUCUCUUUUUUCAACAUGAAUGUCACGCAGUUCAUUAUUCCGGGUACACUCAGAGGGAAGCUUAUCAAUCUCCUGUUCUAAAAGCCUUCUCUGCAAUAAAUUGUAUUUUUAGCGAGGUUCGAACUUUGAUUUCUAGUUAAAUGUUACAUAUAGGCUUUGGUAAUUAUGAAAUAUUGAUGAGUGGUUUGGCAGUAGUCUCCAAUGCCAAGUUUUUGUACAAGUAGCAUUCUUGUUGCUAGCAGAUUUCCUACUGCAAAUAUAUGAAAGUGCCAAUUAUUUUGACCUU